AUGACAUCGAAUGUAACCAUUCGAGUGGAUGAGCCGGAAAGCGACGAAAAAGGAAAUGGUCAUCUGACACGGCGAGAUGGAUCCUUUCGUCGUACUGCCUCUAGCCGACGGUCGCGUUCCACCCCUGCCAUCGACAGUACUGUGAAUGAGGAAGCGGCCGGUGUAUCCAGGGGAAGCAGAAGGAGUCAUGGUCCGCGAGAGCACGAACCUGGAUUACGUUCGAUGCUUUACGGUCUCCAUCAAAAGCUGGAGAAAGAAGAGGCGGCGAUGAAAAAGCGACAGAGGAAACAGCACAGUAUGUUUCCUUUCCUCGUGUACCCAUCUCAGCUGCCCGCUCGUAAAACGUAA
This is a messenger RNA of Necator americanus (New World hookworm), 348 nucleotides long. RefSeq lists its product as uncharacterized. NCBI's taxonomy places the organism in Eukaryota, Metazoa, Nematoda, Chromadorea, Rhabditida, Ancylostomatidae. The transcript has 4 exons. The record is from RefSeq and is a predicted model, not a curated record. Bases 1 to 348 code for a protein of 115 amino acids.